AUGAGGUCCAGCAUCAAUGGUGCACUGGUCAUAGACACCGUCACAGCAGCCUCCACCUCCUGCAGCAGUGAUGAAGACCUGCCGGACUUCAGCUCUCAAAGCGACCUGGAGAGUGUGGCGUGUGACCCAUCCGAUGCUCCUGCUGACGGUGGAGUGGCAUCCCCCUUCACUGGGCCGCAGGAAACACAGGUCCUGUCUCUGGCUCAGAGAGUUCAGCUGAACCGCAUCAUCCUUCAACAGCUGCUCAAGUCACCUCCAGCUGAGAACACAGAAACUAACUCAGGUUCUGAUUUAGAUGAGUCUGAUUCAGAAGAUCAUCAAAAUGGAAACACAAACGGUGAGCUGACGUCAGCCUCUCCCCUCCCCCACCCGCUGUCCCGGGCCUGUGCGUCUGUCAAACCCUUUGUGUCAGCCCGGUUGCCUCGGCAGCAACAGUGUGCGGACGGCGCUCGUAUGAAGCGUCGGCCCGGACCCCUGAGAGCCGACCACAACCUGCUGGCCCCCGACCCGCGAGACCUGCCGGGGGUCAGGCACUGUGCUGCCUCCCAUGUGAAUUCUCUACCAGGACACCAUCAUAACGCCCCACACACCCAGGCAGGAAACUGGUCCGCAAGACGGCGACCGGAAUCCUCUCCAAACCGCCGGCUACGCUUUGAAGAUGAAACUGAGACUGAGGCGGAGUCACGUUACCUGGAGCGGCAGAAGAGGAGGGCGGGGCAGCAAGUGCAGGACAUCCUAGUAUCCAAACCAGAUGUGUCACAUUAUGUCAGUGGCAGACAUAAAUUUAAGGGGGAAAGUCAGCACAAAAGUCAACAAGGAGUCAAGCUCCAACUUCACCCAACUCUUCCGGUUUACAGCCACGGCCAAAUGUUGUACCCAAUUCCACCUGCCAGACCUGUGAUCAGUCUGCACACUGAGCCCAUCAAAGAGACGUACAUCGGUGUGGUUAUGUUCAGCGACAGCGAUGGAGGAGAAACUGAGGAGAAGGUGUACUACAGGAGAGCCUUAAGUAGAAGGAAGACCAGUCACAUAAAACAAAAUGGACUUCAUAAACAAGCCACACCCCAGCCAGACCUGCCUGUGAACCCAUAUGCCCCAGCUAAUGUUAAAGUUCACUCCUAUUCCAUUUUCUCUCCUCCUCCCGCAUUAGUCUCAGUGACUCCACACAAUGGAAAGCCCAAUGACACACAGACAGACAAAAAGCAUAAAAAAAGCAAAGCCAAAGCCCAAAAGUGCCAGAUCGAUGACCUCACAGACCACGAUGAACAGAGGGUCUCAGAGGUGGAAGCACCUGACAGUGAAAGCAGCAAGUUGAAAACACCUUCUGCAUCAACAGGGGGUCAUAACAUUCUUGCGUCAUCCAAGUCCAAUGGAUCCAAAAGUGGGAAAGAGCCAAUGAGAGCAGAGCAUCGAUCGCCUCUGGAGCCGGUGGAGGGCUCUCGUCUGUCUCUUCGUCGCCUCUUCUCCUCUGUUCGAUUGGGCCGCAGUCGGAGCAGUAGUCUGGACCGGACCAGUUCACACACUCUGCCCGGGGAUCAGCACCAGUCCCACAGUUUGAAGAAAACCCCCUCUGUCCAGUCUCUGACAAUGGGGUCAUCAUUUUUAAGUCUAAGAAAGUCUGCUUCUGUUCAAAACUUUAUGUCAGAGCACAAAAAAGAUCGAUCUGAACACUACAAACCCGGCACUCAAAGUGCCCUGCAGCGGUGCCUGAGUGUGGAGGAUGUGAGCUGUCCGAGCUCCCUGCGCUCUGUGGGUCGGAUUCUCCAGGUUUACACAGACGGAACUCUGCUUCUAGAACUCUGUCGACCCAAGAGCCAAACGUACGGAUUUAUUAUUAGCAGAGGAAAAGGACGCACUGACUCAGGUGUGUAUGUGGAGGAAAUGGUGGACAGCAGCACUGAGAAGCUGUACGCCGGACUGUUGGCGAUAGGAGACGAGAUCCUGGAGGUGAAUGAAGAGAAAGUGGCCUGUCUGAGUCUGGACCAGGUGACCCUCCUGCUGAGCCACAGCAGCACAGUGAGAGUGAGAGUCCUACGACAAAGGAAGCCUCCCUCUCGGUGA
Knipowitschia caucasica is the source of this 2061-nucleotide messenger RNA. The record is from the annotation of a GenBank genome assembly. Lineage: Eukaryota; Metazoa; Chordata; Actinopteri; Gobiiformes; Gobiidae.